CGUGUCCUCUAGAAAUUUCGUCAGUGUGUCAUGAGCGGCGAGUGAGGGAGAGUGAACAGAGAGAGGUUGAGCAGUGUGCUUUGGGAAGUGUCCUCAGCAACACGUCUGUCCGUAGCCUCUCCCGGACUCCGCAGCGACCACUCCUAGGGUAGAAACAGGCACGAGGAAAGAUGUCGGUGAUUGGCAUUGACUUCGGGACAGACGGGUGUUACAUCGCCGUGGCCAGACAGGGCGGCAUUGAGACCAUUGCUAAUGAUUACAGUCUGCGCUCCACCCCGUCAUGUGUUGCCUUUGGGGAGAAGAACCGUAUCCUUGGCGUGGCGGCCAAGAACCAGAUGACCACAAACAUGAAGAACACCCUCCAUGGCUUCAAGAGGUUAUUGGGCCGUCACUUUAGAGAUCCAAAGAUCCAAAAUGAGGUGUCUAUCUUACCAUACCGAACUGUAGAGUUGCCGGAUAGAGGCGUGGGCAUUGUGGUGCGCUAUCUGAAUGAGGAGCACACCUUCACACCGGUCCAGGUGACUGCCAUGCUCUUCACCAAGCUCAAGCACACGGCGGAACAAGCUCUUGGCAUCAAGGUCAACGAUGUAGUGAUUGGGGUACCUGUCUACUUCACGGAUGCAGAACGAAGGGCUCUGCUGGAUGCAGCCAUCACUGCUGGCCUUAAUGUGCUCCGUCUUCUCAAUGAGACCACUGCUGUUGCCCUCUGCUAUGGUAUUUAUAAGCAAGACUUGCCAGCACCUGAGGAGAAGCCCAGGAAUGUGGUGUUUGUGGACUGUGGUGCUGCCAAUAUUCAGGUGUGUGCUGUAGCAUUCAACAAGGGAAAGCUCAAGAUGUUGGCCACAGCUGCCGACUCUAAUCUUGGAGGGCGGGACUUUGAUCGCCUUAUGGCCCAACAUUUUGCCAACGAAUUUAAAUCUAGAUACAAGAUUGAUGCCUCUAGCAACCCCCGGGCUUGGGUGCGCUUGUGCUCUGAGGUGGAGAAGUUGAAGAAACAGAUGUCGGCCAAUUCCACAGAUCUUCCAAUCAACAUUGAAUGCUUCAUGGAUGACAAAGAUGUUAGUGGAAAACUCAACAGAACCAGCGUGGAAGAGAUGAGUUCCCACAUACUAAGGCGUGUUGAGACUACCCUGCAGCAGUGUCUCUCCGACUCUAAUCUUAAAGUGGAUGACAUCACCAGUGUAGAGAUUGUCGGAGGCUCCACUCGCGUUCCUUCCAUCAAGCAUCUCAUAGAAAAGGUGUUCAAGAAGAUUCCCUCCACCACACUCAACCAGGAUGAAGCUGUGGCCAGGGGUUGUGCUCUCCAGUGUGCUAUGCUGUCCCCGGCCUUCAAGGUUCGGGAGUUUUCCAUAACAGAUGUGCAGCCAUACAGCAUCCAGCUGGUGUGGCAAGAUGAGUCAGGACAGGAGGCAGAUAUGGAAGUCUUCCCCAAGAACCAUCAGGUACCAUUCUCAAAGAUGUUGACCUUCUUCAGGAGGGAGCCCUUCACCCUCCAGGCCCAGUACACCCAGCCAUCCAUUUUCCCUGACCCCAUCAUUGGUCACUACACCAUUGAGAAUGUCAACCCUGGGCCUGAAGGAGAAUGCCAGAAGGUUAAGGUGAAAGUUCGAGUCAACCUUCACGGACUGUUCACCAUUGCCUCGGCCUCCCUCACAGAGAAGAAGGAGACUGUGGAGGAGCCCCAAGAGACCAUGGAAACUGAAGAUAAGACAGACAAGGCUCCUGCCGCUGAUGGACCUAAUGACUCCCAGGAGGCGCCAUCUGAGAACCAGGCCCCACCUGAGGAGGGUGGCCAGCAAGAAAAGAUGGACACAGAGAAGCCUCCAGAAACACCACAACCAGCAAAGAAUGAAAGUGGAGAGAAGAAAGGAAAGAAGUGCCUGAAGACAGUUGAGCUGCCAGUGAAGGAAGUGGUGAAGGCUCACACUCCCAAUGAUCUUAACAUUCUGGUUGAGCGGGAAGCCCAGAUGGUGCAGGCUGACAAACUAGAAAAUGAGAGAAUUAAUGCUAAGAAUGCUGUAGAAGAAUACGUGUAUGACAUACGGGGAAAGAUCCACGACGAACUAGAAAAGUAUAUUAGUGAUGCUGACAGAGAUAAGUUGAGUAUCCAGCUUGAGGACACAGAAAAUUGGCUGUAUGAAGAGGGUGAGGAUUGUAAAAAACAAGUCUACUUGGACAAGCUUGCAGAUCUGAAGAAACAAGGAGAGCCCAUCAAGACCAGAAAACGAGAACGCGACGACCUUCCCAGGGCAUUUGAGAUUCUGUCAGGCUCUGUCCAGUUGAUACGUAAGGCUGUUGACCUCUUCAAGCAGGGAGAUGAAAAGUACAACCAUCUUGAGGCUGCACAAGUGGAGAAGGUUGAAAAGGCCAUUGAAGAGAAACAAGACUGGGUAGACAAGCACCUUGGCCUCGUGAGCUCCACUGCCCUUCAUAAUGACUUGCCUGUCACUGCAUCACAGGUCUUGUCAGAGAAGGGCACCUUUGAGGCCCUAGUCAAUCCUAUAAUGAAUAAGCCCAAACCUAAGCCUAAGGUUGAGGAGCCUCCACCUGCAGAUAAGGAGGGAGGUAAGAAGGCUGAGGGAGAGCAGUCUAAUGGCCCCAAGGUAGAUGAAGAGCAGCAGCAACAACAGCAACCGCAGCAGACCCCAAAUAAUCCACCGGAACCCAUGGAUGUGGACUAAACCUUCUCCAGCCUAGCAAUCUCACCUCUUGUCAGAACAGCUUCAUCACCAAUCCUUAAUAAACUUGGUAGCCCUUAAA
Molecule: messenger RNA, 2760 nt
Organism: Portunus trituberculatus (swimming crab)
Lineage: Eukaryota; Metazoa; Arthropoda; Malacostraca; Decapoda; Portunidae
Gene: Hsc70Cb
Product: heat shock 70 kDa protein 4-like
Exons: 17
Coding region: 171-2681 (836 amino acids)
Biological process (GO): protein folding
Cellular component (GO): nucleus; cytosol
Molecular function (GO): ATP binding; ATP-dependent protein folding chaperone
Source: RefSeq, a predicted model, not a curated record